Molecule: messenger RNA, 375 nt
Organism: Ostertagia ostertagi
Lineage: Eukaryota; Metazoa; Nematoda; Chromadorea; Rhabditida; Trichostrongylidae
Source: the annotation of a GenBank genome assembly
AUGUCAAAAGAAUGUGUAGAUGAAGUAGUAGCCAUGCUCCUGAAGUUUGCUAUCCAGCCCACAACUGGGGUGCAGCCGCACCAGUUGCAUCAAGCGACGGUCGAGAACGGGAAGCGAAGUAUAGGCCUAAUGAAGCAGUGCCUCAAGUCCGCUGUUUGGGGAGAUAUUGUGACUAUCAAAGUCGGAUGGCUUGAGAAAGAGCUAACGGUACCACCAGAGUCCUUGGUACGGCAGGAAAAUCAGGCACAGUUCGCCCAAUCAAUAUCGCAGUCUCAGCAAGCGCUCGAAGUGGUGAUCAACUUGGUAACAAUCAUGGUAAGUGGUGUUACUGAACUGAAAGGGGUGUGGGCCGACUAUGCGUGGCCGGUCAAAUAA